Labrus bergylta (ballan wrasse) is the source of this 2482-nucleotide messenger RNA. Lineage: Eukaryota; Metazoa; Chordata; Actinopteri; Labriformes; Labridae. The record is from RefSeq and is a predicted model, not a curated record.
AUGAUUACCUCAGAGAGAUCAACCUGCGCCCUACGCCUCUGUGAUCUACCUGAUGCAUCCACACGAGAAAAACUCAAGCUGAUCUGGAAGACAACUUCCAGGAGUGUCCAUGACUUCAUGACUACCCUCCGGCCUGAGAUCAGAGACCAGUACUCAGCACUCUGCAACGCUUUGUGCGAGGAAUUCUCCACCUACACCGACCCUGUAUCUGCCCCUCUUAGAGCCUUUAGUGUCUGGCACCAGAAGCAUGAGGCACCCAAAGAUUAUUACCGGCGCCUAAAAUCUGCAUAUUUCCAGGGACGUAAUGCUCCAGGUUUGGAAGAGGACCAGACUUUCAAGUCCUUAUUCCUGCACAAUCUGCAUGGCUGUGUGCGUUACGAUGUCACCAUGCAUUGCCGAACACAUCAGCUUGGUAUGCCAGAAAUCAAGAAAUUUGCACAGUAUGCAGUGUCUGGACUCUGUUCCUCUCCCUCAGCUCUGGGCUUGUGUCUCAGCGGUUGUCGCAGUUUCUCUGCGCUGGCCGAGUUACCGGACACUCAUCAGAUCCUCAGACAAACCUGCAGAGACUUCGCCGACAGAGAACUGACCCCCAUCGCUGGCAGACUAGACAGAGAGCAUGCCUUUCCCCUGAAACAGGUUCAGGAGCUGGGAGCGAUGGGCGUGAUGGCCAUGGAGGUCCCGGAGGAGCUGGGCGGAGCCGGGAUGGACUACCUGGCGUACAGUUUGGCGGUGGAGGAGAUCAGCAGAGGCUGCGCCAGCACGGGAUGCGUGGUGUCCGUUAACAACUCGCUCUACAUCGGACCCGUCCUGAAGUUCGGCACAGAGGAACAGAAGACGGAGUGGAUCACGCCGUUCACCACCGGGGAGAAGGUGGGCUGCUUCGCCCUCAGCGAGCCGGGUAACGGCAGCGACGCGGGCGCGGCGUCCACGGUGGCUCGUCAGGAGGGAGACGAGUGGGUGCUGAACGGAACCAAAGCCUGGAUCACCAACAGCUGGGACGCCGCGGCCACCGUCGUGUUCGCCACCACGGACAAGAAGCUCAAACACAAGGGCAUCAGCGCCUUCCUGAUCCCGAUGCCUCACCCGGGCCUCUCUCUGGGGAAGAAGGAGGACAAGCUGGGCAUCAAAGCCACGUCCACGGCCAACAUCAUCCUGGAGGACUGCAGGGUGCCGCUGGGGAACAUGCUGGGUCCUCGAGGUGCAGGAUUCAAGAUCGCCAUGCAAACUCUGGACAGCGGGAGGAUCGGUAUCGCCGCUCAGGCUCUCGGUAUCGCUCAGGCCUCUCUGGACUGCGCCGCAGACUACGCACACAAACGCAUCGCUUUCGGAGCGCCCAUCGGAAAACUGCAGGCCGUACAGUUCAAACUUGCCGACAUGAACGUGGCGGUGGAGAGCGCUCGUCUGCUCACCUGGAAGGCCGCCCUCCUUCGAGAUUCAAAGAAACCUUUCACAAAGGAAGCAGCCAUGGCCAAACUCACCGCAUCAGAAGCCGUCACAUUCUGCUCUCAUCAGGCGAUCCAGGUUCUGGGUGGGAUGGGCUACGUGUCAGACAUGCCCGCUGAGAGGCACUACCGCGACGCUCGCAUCACAGAGAUCUACGAGGGCACGAGUGAGAUCCAGAGGCUGGUGAUCGCCGGCCAGAUCCUGAAGGAAUACCAAGCAUAGACGCCGCACGCCACAAUAUGGACGAGUAAUAAUCACGCACACUGGGACAUCACCUCAUUCAUUCAGAUUUAAAAGGAGCCGCGUUGAUCGGGUGAGACCUCAUCUGAGUUUCACGUGAUUGUGCGUGCCCGUUACCUCCGCCGUCUCGUGUGUCGGUGAACUACAGGAGAGGCCACUUAAUGUUUGGAAAAGAGCGCCGGUGACUUCAACAGCGCCUUCCUGAAAAGUUGAGUGAUUUUCAAUUUGACGGAUGGAGCGGGUGGAGCGCUCAGAAAAAAGACGCUGGCGUUUGAUUUUUUUCAAGGCGGCCGCUUUCUCCUGAGAACGAUCUCAGAUGCUGGCGCUCAGAAAAAAAAAAACACCAGGUGGACACGGGGCCUUCGAUGUCAUUUUAUAACACAUCUCUGCAAAGAACUUUAUAAAGCAACUCAUAAAAACGUCCCCUGUCGACCUUAUUUUACUGACUGACAUGUUGAGUAAUUUCAUGUGAAUGUGAAGAGCUGCAGAUUAAAGCGUCACUUUCCCGUUGUGGUUAUAUCCAUAACUUUAGAGCGCUCGCCUUUUAAAUAAAACACAUAGAAAUGUUGUGGUUUGUAAAAGACGAAACAGAAGCUGUGUGGUUGACCUUAAAGGAAGAAUCUGCAACUUUUUUUGAUCCAGUAGAUGUUGCCCAUGAGCUCCAGAAUUAAACCAAAACAAACUGCUGUUAGGCCACGCCUCCUCCAGAGACACACCUCCAACCCCCCCGUCCCCUCACGCUCACAGGAAGGAGUUGUUGAUUAAGAACGCACCAUAAUUAAAAUGGUCCUUAUCUCGA